Rotaria sordida is the source of this 217-nucleotide messenger RNA. NCBI's taxonomy places the organism in Eukaryota, Metazoa, Rotifera, Eurotatoria, Philodinida, Philodinidae. The record is from the annotation of a GenBank genome assembly.
AUGAUUUUGAACAUUCAUCAUAUAGUAUAUAAAAUAUCACUUGAUUUAUUUGAAAAAUCAUAUUGUCCAUUGGAUUAUCAUUUAGCAGUUUGUUCACCUGAUGUUUUACAUUUAUUUAAAGAUUAUUUUGAUUUCAAAACAACUAGUGAAUUCCUUCAAGGUAAAUAACGUCCGAUCGAAAAGUUUUUGGACAACAUGAUGAAAGGUGAAACAUAUA